GAAAACGAAAUUCAAAAUACGAAAAAUACAAUACAUAUAUGUAGUACAUACAUACGCUAAUGAUGUGCUAACGGGGGAAGGGGUGUUUGGAACACUCGCAAAGACAGUGGCAAAAUGCAGAAUUCUCGGCUGGUGGGCAAUCGCUUGCUGAUUAGCGUCAGCACAGAAAUUAAAAUGUGUAAUCUACGCUGACAACUCUUGCUGCUUGUUUAUGCCCCAUUCCCCAAUUCCCAUCGCCCUAUCAGAAAUCGAGAUAAAUGCUAUGUGCAAUUGGGGGGCAAAAGUACGGGUGUGUUUGAUAACGAAUGGAAUGAGGUGCCAUUUCAACUUCACAAACAAGUUUUGCAUAUUUUUUAGAAAGAAAAAACAGUCGACAGCUUUUUAAACGCCAACGGCUGGCCCGCGGUCAGUUGGCAACUCUGUGCAUUUGGCCAGAUGGGCAGCACUGUUGUGGAAAUGUCAAAUUCAAAACUUUUUACGCGGUCUUUUCAAAAAUUAUUCGAAUCAAUGGGAUUUUAAACAAGAACUACGAGAAAAAUGUUAUUUUCUAUUAAUGUAAUCUAUAUUACCAUAAUAAUACUAUAAUAUAAUACUAUACUCUUAUCAUCGGCUGCUUAAAGUAAAUACACAAAUCUUGAAUCUUACAUUUAAAAAUGUAAUAUUGAGCCCGCAUUUUUUUGGCAAAUGCAAAAACUAGGCCAAUGGCACUGCAUAUUUGAUUUUGCCAGUAGCAACUGGAACAUGGUAAAUUAUUCGUGUAUGUGCGUCAGUAAUCGGCAUCCUCUGUUCUUCCCGUGCCUUGUCGGCCGCACAAUCUUCAAUUAACCGAUACGAGAUGUUCGACAAUCGGCAACAAGCAACCGAUUCCGGGUAAUUUUUAGAGACUUUCCCGACGGAGUUGCUUACAAAAAGGUAAGCGAUGACGGAAGCCCAUUGACAGUAACAUUUGGCCCUCAGCCACGGCCACAAAGGCGGCUUCCUUGCAACAUUUUUACCCUUUUACCCUAAGCACAGUGAUAUUGUUUUAAUUUUUUUUUUUUGAUUCAAUUGGAUGCGAGCAUGAAAUUCAAUUUGGUGCAGACACUGGUCUUCACUUUGUGCCUCAUCAGCGUGCAAAUAUAUGGCAUUCAAGAUGCCAGUGGCAAGCGGAUUGUGAGCAAGUACGAACGCAUCAUGCAGAUGUACCCGCAGCUCUCCUCCGGCACUGGUGAGUCCUCGCAGUGGCGGGCGGCCGAGAAGGACAACCAGCGGCAUCCUUGCAGACGCGACUGCGCCGACAAGCAGCCGAUGACCUGCUACUACUACAUGGUGGUCCACUACGACGACACGAUGGCGGAGACCUGCAAGCGCUACCUCCAGUCCAAAUUCCGCUUCAAGCUGAGCGGCAAGGAGUUCAUCGACGGGAUUGCGCUGGCGGCGCAGCUGGCGGCCAACGACGACUGCAAGUACGCCGAUGGACUGGAGAGCGAGGUGAUGGUGGUCAAUGGCCAGCUGCCGGGGAUGAACAUCGAGGUGUGCUACGGCGACACCGUGGUGGCGGACGUGAUCAACAGCAUGCACGAGACGACGACGAUCCACUGGCACGGGAUGCACCAGCGACUGACGCCCUUCAUGGACGGAGUGCCCCACGUCACCCAGUAUCCAAUCGAGGCGGGUCAGGCGUUCCGAUACCGCUUCGAGGUGGAUCACGGCGGCACCAACUGGUGGCACAGCCACACGGAGCACCAGCGGGCCUUCGGACUCGCUGGGCCACUGGUGGUGCGAAUGCCGCCCAAGCUGAAUCCUCACGCGCAUCUCUACGACUUCGACAUGUCGGAGCACGUGAUCAUGAUCCAGGACUGGGUGCACAACUUCGUGGAGAGCGUGGCCGAGAACAUCCUGAUCAACGGACGGGGCAGGAACCUGAAGAAGGGCGUCAAGGCCGCCAAGCCCACGCUCUACGCCCACUUUCCGGUGGUCAGGGGCGGACGCUAUCGCUUCCGGGUGAUCUUCAACGGCGUUUCGAACUGCCCAAUCAGCUUCAGCAUCGAUAAGCACGACCUGGUGGUGAUCGCCAGCGAUGGCAACGACAUCGAGCCGGUGGAGGUGCAGCGGAUCAUGUUCCAUGGCGCGGAGCGCUUCGACUUCGUGCUGCACGCCAACCAGGAGGUGGGCAACUACUGGAUUCGGGUGAAGGGCUACAGCUUCUGCGCGAAGAACCAGCUGCAUCAGGAGGCGGUGCUGCACUACAGGGACGCGGAUACCCGGGCGUUGGACACGCACACCCUGAGCUAUGCCUACGAUGCGCCGGGCAAGACGCUCAACGAACUGGGCGACGAUGCGAGCGGUGCGCGCGCUGGGAAUAGCAUAUCGUUGGCCAAUCUCAAUGCCCAGCGACCGGAACCGGAAGUGGCGCCAUCCGUGACCUUCUACACCAGCAUGAACGCGUUCGAGGUGCGGCAGGGCGAGGGCUUCCGCUUCCAGAUGGACGACAUCAGCUUCAGCAUGCCCAAGAUGUCGCUGCUGCAGACGCGCAACCUGGGCGUUGGCCAGUUCUUCUGCAAUCGCUCCCAGCAGGCGGAUCUCGGAUUCAAUUGCCGCCAGCGGCACUGUCAGUGUUCCAACGUCAUCCAGGUGCCGGCCAACAAGCAGGUGGAGUUCGUCAUCUCCAGCCUGUCGCAGACGCCGCAUCCCAUCCACCUGCACGGCUACACAUUCCGUGUGGUCGGGAUGGGAGUGCUGGGGGAGCAGAAGAUUGGCCAGAUCGAGCAGAUCGACAAGAAGACGCCGCUGCCGCGACGCGCUAAGGGUGCUCCGCUAAAGGACUCCGUCCAGGUGCCUGCGUUCGGCUACACGAUUCUGCGGUUCUACUCGAACAGUCCCGGCUACUGGAUGUUCCACUGCCACAUAUCGCCGCACUCGGAGAACGGAAUGGCCGCCGUGGUGCGGGUAGGCGAGGAUGUCGAGAUGAAGAUGUGCCCGGUGAGCAACUGCGGUCUGUGCAGCUCGGUGGCCUAGUGGGGUUCCUGGGCCCGGAAGUUACCUCUCCAAUUCCAGUAUAAGCAAUAAAAACGUUAACUUUUAGCUGGCAUUAUUUCGAAUGCAUUGAUUUUGAGCGGUCGAAUUUGUUUCACAGGAAACAUCAUUAAAAGUAAUAAUCACCGAGGAAAGUUGGGCUGCAUUAAAUCAUGGGUUCAGAUUCUUUUGAAAUCAUUAAAAGCGCUUUUCGAAUCUAUCGAUACUUAUCGCUUUGAAAACUGACAGCUCCAACUAUCGUGCACG
Messenger RNA from Drosophila mauritiana, 3261 nucleotides. It is a transcript of the gene Mco4, whose product is annotated as laccase. Gene Ontology annotation, molecular function: copper ion binding; oxidoreductase activity. Gene Ontology annotation, biological process: iron ion transport. The record is from RefSeq and is a predicted model, not a curated record. Lineage: Eukaryota; Metazoa; Arthropoda; Insecta; Diptera; Drosophilidae. Bases 1060 to 2997 code for a protein of 645 amino acids. The transcript is spliced from 5 exons. Gene Ontology annotation, cellular component: plasma membrane.